CGUAAUGUCGCUGUACAAGAACUGCUGUAUUGCUAAAGAAAUUAUCUCAAUAGUUUACGAAUAACCAAGAGACGUAAAGUCGGUAGCUAAUUCAGUCUGUUCGAAGCUUCUCUAGACGUUUUAUUUGGGACAGUGUUUACGGUCGCAUAGAAUAACUCCAGGAUUUUGUUUUUGAUAAGGUAAAUGUAUCUAACGUGAUCCCUGACCACGGUUAGCUUGUCAUUUUGCAGCUCUGACAGCCAAAAUGGACGAAGAACCGGAGAGAGCCAAGCGGUGGGAAGGAGGCUAUGAGAGGACAUGGGAGGUGCUUAAAGAAGAUGAAUCUGGCUCCCUCAAAGCCACUGUGGAAGAAAUUCUGUUCCAGUCCAAAAGAAAAAGAGUAUUAGAGAGCCAUGGCCAAGUGCGACUUGGAAUGAUGCGUCACCUCUUUGUGGUAGUAGAUUUCUCAAGAACUAUGGAAGAUCAAGACUUGAAGCCAAACCGCCUCACUUCCACUCUCAAGCUGUUGGAAGCAUUUGUACAGGAGUAUUUUGACCAAAAUCCCAUCAGUCAGGUGGGCAUUAUUGCCACAAAGAACAAAAGGGCAGAGAAGCUGACUGACCUGGCAGGGAAUCCAAAGAAACAUAUUGCUGCCCUGAGGAAAGCUGUGGACUCCAUUUGUGUUGGAGAGCCUUCUCUAUACAACUCUCUCAACUUGGCUAUACAAAGUCUGAAGUAUAUGCCUGCACACACCAGCCGGGAGAUCCUGAUCAUCCUCAGUAGCCUCACUACUUGUGAUCCAGCCAACAUCUAUGAGCUGGUCAAGACCCUGAAAUGUCUAAAGGUUCGUGUGUCUGUGAUUGGCCUGUCAGCAGAGGUGCGAGUGUGCACAGUGCUCACAAGGGAAACAGGGGGCAUGUACAAUGUGAUUUUGGAUGAGAGCCACUUCAAGGAGCUGUUGAUGUUCCAUGUUAAGCCUUCUCCAGCCAGCAGCUCAUCUGAAUGUUCCCUGAUUCGUAUGGGUUUCCCCCAGCACACCGUUGCCUCCUUGAAAGACCAGGAUCUCAAGCCUUCUUUCAGCAUGUCUAGCUUGGAUGGCAGCAGUGAUUCAGGCCUUACUCUCGGAGGUUACUUCUGCCCGCAGUGCCACGCCAAGUACACCGAGUUACCUGUGGAGUGUAAAAUAUGUGGACUGACUUUGGUGUCAGCCCCACACCUGGCCCGUUCCUUCCACCACCUCUUCCCCCUGGAGGCGUUUGUAGAGAGCCCAGUAGAGCAGCACCCAGGAGACAGGUUCUGUCAAGCGUGUCAAGGAGAGCUGAAAGACAAAAGCGUGUUUACCUGUCCAGCAUGCAACAGUGUGUUUUGUGUGGAAUGCAAUAUCUUCAUCCAUGAUACACUGCACUGCUGCCCCUCCUGUAUUAACCGUCAGUGUGCCCACUGAAGCCCAAAGCACCAACUGCAAACUACCCUGAAGCCUAGAGCACCAACUACAAACUACCCUGAAGCCCAGAGCACCAAUUACAAACUGCACUGAAGCCCAGAGCACCAACUACAAACUACCCUGAAGCCUAGAGCACCAACUACAAACUACACUGAAGCCCAGAGGAGUACCUACAAAGACUGACACAUACAUAGGCCAAUAGCCAUAGGGAAUUUAUUCGGUUUAGAGCAGCUACAACAUUUGUAAAGACAAUGGUGAGAUGCUCUGUCUGGUCACACAACUGAGUCUGUAUACAAUGUCUUCUCUUCAGAUUUCUUUUAUUUGAUAUUGUUUCUACAGUUCGAGCAGGAUAGUGAUGCGACUUUCAGUAAUUGAUUAAUUAGUUAAUUAAUUAUUAAGUAAUUAUAUUCAGUGCUCAAUAGAAACUCAAUAAAAUCAGAAAACGUUUACAAAGUGUAAAGUUCAUUAAGGAAUGCCCUAAGCAACCUGUUCAUGUUGUCAUGUAUAUGUGUAGAUUGUGUUGGUCUGGUGUGUUUCUGUGCUUGUCUGUUUGAUGGGUGUGACACCAUGUGUAGCGGCUGAUGGAGAGUUGGUGUGGACGGCAAAUGCUGGGUUUUAAUGCUAAAUGUAUGGGUUUUUGGGGAGAGGUAAGAAAAUUGGACAAAAAGUUAUUUUCAUAAAAUAACGUUUUUACUACUAAACAAUGGGAGGAUAGAAAAUGUUUGAAAAAUAACAUCAGAAACUUUACAACCAGUGUAAAAAAAAUUUCAAAUGUUUUCUGAUAUUUUUCAAAUAUUUUCUAUCCUCCCAUUGGUUGCUGUGCACUGUAACUAGGGACGUGGCACAGGGCAACGUAGUAUUUAUUGGCUGUGUGUUUUUUUUCUUUGUUGUUUAAUCACAUUGGCAGCUGAUGAGUGCAUGACGCACGAAACAAGCUUGUACUGCAAUGUAUUAAAGUUGU
This is a messenger RNA of Lampris incognitus (smalleye Pacific opah), 2384 nucleotides long. It is a transcript of the gene gtf2h2, whose product is annotated as general transcription factor IIH, polypeptide 2. Gene Ontology annotation, biological process: nucleotide-excision repair; regulation of transcription by RNA polymerase II; DNA-templated transcription. The coding region runs from base 245 to 1423 and encodes 392 amino acids. The record is from RefSeq and is a predicted model, not a curated record. NCBI's taxonomy places the organism in Eukaryota, Metazoa, Chordata, Actinopteri, Lampriformes, Lampridae. Gene Ontology annotation, cellular component: transcription factor TFIIH core complex; transcription factor TFIIH holo complex. Gene Ontology annotation, molecular function: zinc ion binding. The transcript is spliced from 15 exons.